Molecule: messenger RNA, 573 nt
Organism: Anastrepha obliqua
Lineage: Eukaryota; Metazoa; Arthropoda; Insecta; Diptera; Tephritidae
Gene: beat-IIa
Exons: 5
Coding region: 1-573 (190 amino acids)
Source: RefSeq, a predicted model, not a curated record
AUGUACUACAUCAUCCAUAAAUAUCAAGCGCCUAUCGUUGAAGGCGCACUGCGAAAUGUCAAUUUAAUCAUCGAACCACCGGCGGUCAGACGCGGCCAACAUGCCAUCGUACGCUGUCUCUAUGAUUUGGAAGGGACGCCACUCUACUCAGCCAAAUUUUAUCGCGGUCAAUUGGAGUUCUAUCGCUAUACACCUGGUGAAUUUCCGAAUACGAAAGUUUUCCCAUUUCCCGGCAUACAUGUCGAUGUGACCAAUUCGAAUGCAACGCAAGUGCUCAUCCGCAAUGUGGGCUUUGGAUUGUCCGGCAACUUCUCCUGCGAGGUGACAGCUGAUGCGCCACUUUUCUCAACAGCCACGGCCACGGGCAUUAUGCAGGUUGUUGAGUUGCCCGAAAAACGGCCACAACUGUUCACCGAACAUACACGCUACGAACCGGGCGAUGUGUUGCGUGCCAAUUGCAGCACGCCACCCUCACGACCACGCGCCGAUUUGAAGUUCACAAUAAAUAAUAUGGUGGCGUUGAUAAAGCCUUUAUGCAAUUAUCCAAUCUUGGGAACAAUAUUGGUCAACUGA